Molecule: messenger RNA, 1928 nt
Organism: Notodromas monacha
Lineage: Eukaryota; Metazoa; Arthropoda; Ostracoda; Podocopida; Cyprididae
Source: the annotation of a GenBank genome assembly
CAGUUGAAGUAUCUGAUUGUUAAUGAUAGGUGUUCAGAGAUUUUAAAGCAAAUUUGAAAUGAAUGUUCUAUGAACCCGCUUCACGGUUGCCGAAUUUAUGAAAAUAUUUUUUAGAACUUGAUUUUACAAAUUCGGUUGCGUUGGCCAGACAUCUUCAGUAUGGCUACCCGCCGGCCACUGAUCGUCAACAACAGAAUGAGCAUGAUUCCGACCAGAGCCCGCCUCGAUGAAAAUCAUAAGGUGCUAAAGAACUCAGUCAUUGGUCAAGAGAAUGGCCCUGCAGGAAAGGGUGUGUCUACGAAAGUUGCUGUGAAAGGAUCUGGUGUUACGACGAGGCAUGGUUUAAUCGCCCUUGACAAGAAUGUCGGAAUCGGAUCGCAGCCAAAUGUCCUGCAAAAGAAAAAAGUCGUGUCCACUCCUGAAAAGCCUGAAUUUAUCAAGAGCUCUGCCACUGCUGUCACUGUGACCCCCUCGCCUUCGACUAAAGUUGAGACUAACACUCGCUUCGCACCUGAUUCAUACGCCUCUAUCAAUCUGAAAGACUUCUUCAAAGAAGAGGAACUCAAUUCUCUCGAAGAUCCAGAUAGAUAUGACCAUGACGCUGAAUGUGCCCUUUCUGUGUAUGCGAAAGAUGUCGUGAAGUAUCAACUACAACUUGAGGAGCGCUUUCGCAUUUCAACGAAUUACCUCAGUGGACAUGAUCACAUCACGCCGGAAAGUCGUCGUACCUUAAUGAAUUGGCUCGGUCAACUUCAAAAGCAAUAUCGUCUUCUUUCCGAGACUUUCUCUAUCGCGCAGUACAUCUUGGACGGUUAUGUGUCAAAGGAACGCCGCUUGCCAGUCAACAAAUACCAACUCGUUGGCAUCACGGCUUUGUUGAUCGCUUCGAAAUAUGAAGAAAUUACCCCGCCAACCGUUGAAGAUCUCGUCAAUUUAAGUCAAAACGCAUGUACCGUGCGAGAUGUGCACGCCAUGGAACGUUCAAUGCUCCAGAGUUUGGACUUCAUGCUCCAACGUCCCCCGCCGAUUGCCUUCUUGCGUCGAAUUUCGAAAGUUUCUGAUGUCGACACUGAAACUCAUGCCUUGGCGAAGUACUUCGUUGAACUAAGCUCGUUCGAGUAUUGGCUGGUGGGAGUCAGGCCUUCAAAAAUCGCUGCAGCUUCAUUGUUUUUAAGUUUAACACUUUGGGAGUCGCGAGAUCAAGAAUUUUCCUUGAAGCAGUUGGAUGAAGAGGCUGCGAAACUCUGGUCGGUCCAAACAGCUGUCGAAAUCGGAUACCCCGCGGAAGCGGUGAAACCAGUUGCAUACGAGCUUUGCCUUGUGGUGCUCGAUGCUCACAAGAAAUACGAGGUGAUAUACAAGAAAUACGCUUCGAGCCGAUUUCUGAGCGUUAGUCGUGAACCAUUCCUCGAUUCGCCGCUUGUCCGGCUGUGGGCCUCCCGGGCAACGUUGGUGAAAACCAAGCCCUCGCUAUCUUCGAGUCGUCCCAAAGCAACCAACAUCCGGCGGACCGCCGCAAGCACUGCUGUUUCAUCAGCGGGAAUCGGUUCAAAUAGGCCCCCGUUCCGCGUCUGAAGCCUUUCUCAAAACAAAUACUGUAUCAGGUUGAUGCCACCGCGGGAUCGAAACCGAUUCCUCCAUUAUUUGAGUUUUGAUUUAUCCAACGAUUUUUCUUGUCCCAAUUGAUAUUUCUGGAGGGUUUCCUCGUAUUCGCUUUUGUAUCCAGAGAACUUCUCCAUGUCGCUUUCAGUAAAUAAAAUACGUGAUCGUGUAUGAUCUACCUUUUUAAUCAAAUCUUGUCAAGAAUAGAUUCAAGCCUUGGAAGUUUGACGUUUGUAUAUUACGGAGUAGAUGUGAUGGCUCGUAGUAGGAGCCAAAGACGGCACGGAUUGCUUCGAAUGUAUUUUUACCGCCUGUUUUUUUUUUGG